AUGCCCGGCGCUGGUGCGGCGAUGCCCGGAUACGCCAACAGCAACGCGAGCAGUACGCUGCCCGGCUCCCCCAGCAGCAGCCGCCACACGCGAAAGUUUUCCGUAGACACUUGCUCGACGCAAAAGAGCAUCAAGUAUGGAAAGGGCAAGUACGCCGACGUCGAGCUCAUGCCGCAACCCAGCGAUGAUGCUGACGAUCCACUGAACUGGCCACAAUGGAAAAAAGACGUCAACCUCGCCGCCCUCGUCUCCGUCGUCGGCCUCGUCGGCGCCCUCAAGACCAUCUUCCUCACCACCAGCGCCCUCGCCGCUGAGCACUACCGCACCUCGUACCUCGCCAUCGCCGCCCUCACCGGCGUGCCCCUCAUGCUCUCUGCCGUCUCCGGCGCCGGCGCCUGCGUCGUCGCCCGCAUCUACGGCCGCCGUCCCGUCUACUUACUCGCCACCGCCGCGCUCCUUGUCGGAUCCAUCUGGAACGCGACCGCCGUCGGCAGCUACGGGUCCUGCAUGGGCGCGCGUCUGCUGCAGGGGCUUGGCUGGGGCGUCUUUGACACGCUCGUCAUGACGUCCAUCCAAGACACCUACUUUGAGCAUCAGCGUAAUCUCCGCGUGACGCUCUACAACAUUGUCAACAUUGCCGCUACAUGGGGCACACCCCUCAUCGGCGGCGCCAUCUCCGCCACGCACCGCUCCGACGCCAUCCUGUACCAGUUUCGCCCGAUCAGCGGGCUCUUUAUGCUCGUCGCCAUGCCGCUCAUCUGCCUCGCCGCGCCCGAAACGGCCUUUGACCGCUCACGCGCCGCCGCCGCCACCGCGCCCUCGACCCCCGUCUCCGGCUUCACGAUCUCUUCGCACCGCCGCCGCUGCUGGCAGCCCUGGCGCGCCAGGCACCGCCUCACCGGGCCCCGCGUCCUCGCGUACCUGCGCUCCAUGCGGCCGCUGACCUUUUCCAGGUCGUCGCCAUGCGGCGGCGGCGGCGCCACGUCCACCACCGUCCUGCUGCUGCAGGUGCCGCGCGCUCUUGUCGCGCCCACCACGGUCCUCGUCUUCUUGCUCGGCGUCCUGCCCGGGUCCGCGCUCUGGGGCCUGUGCGGCUCGCUGGCGCUGCUGCUCGCGCCGCAGCCGGUCGGUGCGGAGCCGGCGGCGCUCGGCACGCUCAUGACGGGCCCGUGGAUCGUGCCUACCGUCAUUGUGGCCGCGCUGGCGCUGUAUCGCGGCGUGCACCUGCAGUUUACGCAGUUGGCCAACUGUCUCGUCGUCUGCGGCGGCUCUUCGCUCGCUCUGAUUGGCAUCUUGUCCUUUGGUCUCGGCCUCGACAACUUUAUGCGGCCCCCAGCAUCAGCAUCAUCACCACCGCACCCCGCCGCCGCUUCGCUCUUUUCCGUCGACGGCGCCGGCCAGCUCAGCUUUCCCCUCCUUUCCUUUCAGCUCGCCAUUCUCGCCGCCGGCACCGCCGUCCUCGACGCGGCGACCCGCCCGACGCUCGCGCGGUCGGCCUCGUUUACGUCUUCCAACAUGGCCAUGGCGCUGCGCAGCAUCGGCGACAUGCACACGGGCGUCAUUGUGCUGCGCAACCUCGCCGCGGGCGUCUUUACACUGGCCGUGCCUGCUGCCAUCGUCGCGCACCACCACCACCACCACGCGGGCGGGCUCAAGGCCAUGGCGCUCGGCCUGGGUGUCGCCCAAGUCGUCGUUUCGGCCGUCAUUGUCGCGCUGCGCUGCUACUUUGACGAGGCGAUAUGGCGUGCCGACGGCAAAGUCAUGGGCUUGGUCGACCUGAGCAGCUUGAAGCUCGCGGCUAGCUUCUUUGACACGGACUAA
Beauveria bassiana ARSEF 2860 is the source of this 1821-nucleotide messenger RNA. Its product is annotated as major facilitator superfamily transporter. The record is from RefSeq and is a predicted model, not a curated record. Gene Ontology annotation, cellular component: membrane. NCBI's taxonomy places the organism in Eukaryota, Fungi, Ascomycota, Sordariomycetes, Hypocreales, Cordycipitaceae. The transcript is spliced from 3 exons. Gene Ontology annotation, biological process: transmembrane transport. The coding region runs from base 1 to 1821 and encodes 606 amino acids. Gene Ontology annotation, molecular function: transmembrane transporter activity.